Molecule: messenger RNA, 2644 nt
Organism: Mercenaria mercenaria
Lineage: Eukaryota; Metazoa; Mollusca; Bivalvia; Venerida; Veneridae
Product: solute carrier family 46 member 3-like
Exons: 4
Coding region: 251-1753 (500 amino acids)
Biological process (GO): transmembrane transport
Cellular component (GO): membrane
Molecular function (GO): transmembrane transporter activity
Source: RefSeq, a predicted model, not a curated record
ACAUACACAGGGUAAAAUUUAGCACGUUUGUACUUUAGAUACUGUUAGUCAGUGAUAACGAUUUGUGUUUGUUUUGAAAAGCAUGUACAUGUAGUUUCAUAUGGAUUUAUGUUGAUUAUUAUACAAUAAAACUGUCCGGAGCCUAUAAAACUGUUCUGAUAGCGGUGAUCGAAUUUAGUGUUGAAUAUUUUUUGAAGUUGAACAUCCAUAGUUCUUGUUUCAUGCCAUUGUAAGAUAUGAAGUGGACAAGAUGAAAGGAAAUAAAUUGGACCUGGGUGAAAAUUCACCUUUAAUUGAGCCGAAUGAGGAUAUUCCAGUGCCUUAUGAAAGCGAAAAGAAACCGAUAGAAGGUGACGCUGGAAACAAUCUCAUGCUUCCGCCUAACCAGGUUAUUACCAGAUGUCAUUUCCUGGUAUGGCCCGUGGCUUUCUUAUUUGUGACAGCGUAUUACUUUACCUUUACCGCAUUUGGGCAAUAUGUAUACAUAAAACUGCAGAAUGAGAAUUUUCCUGGGAUCCGUGUCAACAAAACAACGGCUUAUUGUGAGGUAAACACGUCAUCGAUUAAUUUCAAAAUUCAGGAAGAUGUCCAACAAAAAGCAGCAACUUGGGGUAUAUAUUUUUACCUUUCCGGGGGACUUACGUCCAUAGUUGCCAAUUUCAUUAUGGGAGCCUACACGGAUCGAUUUGGGCGCAAGUUUCUAUUUAUACUCCCAUGUAUAGGUACGAUAGUGCGAACAUCUUUGGCAAUGGUUGGAAUAUAUUACGACCUCCCACUCCCAUAUUAUAUAGCUGGAUAUUUCAUCGAAGGGUGUACCGGACAAAUAUUCAAUAUAUUUCAGAUUACCUAUAUUUACGCCGCAGACAUAACAGAAAAUGGCAAAUCACGAUCCGUUGGAAUUAUUAUUGUGGAGCUGGCCAUUGGAAUUGGCAUAGUCGCCCCGACGUUAGCCGUUGGCUUUAUUCUAGAAGAAACCAAUUCAUUUUUAGUGCCAUUUUACAUUUCUUUAGGCAUAUUAGUAUUAACAUUAUUCUUAAUGUUUCUUUUACCAGAGACAUACCCAAAAGCCAUCCGAAGUCAAAGACGAUACACCUCAAAAUUUGAAAACCUUAAAGAUGCAGUUGAUUUGUAUUUUAGCAAGAAAAACUCUGGCCGUCGCUGGAUGUAUAUAGUGUCUAUACUAGUAUUUUCGUUUACCGUAUACAAUGCACUUGGACGUACCGCUAUGGAAGGCCUGUUUCUCCUGAAUUACCCACUUUGUUGGAAUCCGACCAAAAUUGGAGUAUUUGGAUCGAUGAGAGUGGCGUUUCAACAAAUAGUCGGAAUGGCGUGUGUGAAGCUGUUUCAUUUAUGUAUGAAUGAUGAAAUGAUUAUAAUAAUAGGCUGCAUUUCAUACGCUGCAUCAUUUGUUUUAGAAGCCUACGCUACGAACGAUUUAAUGAUGUAUCUAGUUGCAAUUGUUGGAACAUUUGGUUUGUUAACUAUUCCGAUGAUUCGUUCCAUAUUGUCCCAAAUGACGUCACCACAAAAACAAGGUGCUGUUUUCGCAAGCAUAUCUGCAGUUGAAACUGCUGUGAACUGUAUAGGAGCACUCUCUGCCAAUUCGGUUUACAUCGCCACGGUGAAGAUCCAGAGAGGUUUUACAUUUAUCUUGUUUGCUGGAUUCAGUGUGAUCAGUAUGAUACUCAUGAUUAUCUUUAUGAUUGGUACAAGGGGAUCGAAGAAUAGGAUCUACAAUGGAAAGGACCCAUGACAUACACAACUGUAGACCUGGAGCGGUUAAAUUCAGCAGCUAGCGAGCAGUGUGAUAUUCUGCUUCUUCCAGAUAUUCCACACUUUUAUUUGCUAAAUUAUUUUUCCGUUUAGCAACAGUAUAUCACUUAUUUAAUGUUAGUCAAUUUACCUAAUCAUAAAGCUGUCGUUACAAUAUACAAACAUUUUAGGAACUUCAACAAUAUUUCGACUUUAAAGCUACUGGGCCUAUAUUCUUUGAAAAUAUGUGAUCUAUAGAAUGCCAUUGUAGUUUAUGUAUGUACUGUUUUACAAUUUAAGCUCAGAAAAAUAGCUAUAAAAUUGUUGUGGUAGUUACAUGAUAAAUAUAGAUUUCAUUUUAUAUCUUUUGCAAUAAUGAGCAACCCAGUUUUAUAAGACUGGCUUGAUAUCACCGGAUUUGAAACAAACUGACUUUCAAAUCAUAAUAUGAGCCGCGCCACGAGAAAACCAACAUAGUGCAUUUGCGACCAGCAUGGAUCCAGACCAGCCUGCGCAUCCGCGCAGUCUGAUCAGGAUCCAUGCUGUUCACUAACGGUUUCUCUAAUUGCAAUAGGCUUUGAAAGGUUGGUCUGGAUCCACGCCGGUCGAAAAUGCUGGUUUUCUCAUGGUACGGCAAUUAUCGUAUGCGUGACUUGUCUGUGGCUUCCUAAUGUGUGUCAUUUCGUUAAAUAGGACGUUAUCGGUAAUUUAAAUAUAAUACUUACAAUAGAUACCGUAUGUUAUAAAUUAGAUCACAUAAACUUUCUGUUGAGAAAUGAGCAUUUUUUCUUUCGCUGAAUAUCUACACUGCAUUGUACCGAUGUCAUUAUCACUUUGAAACUGUGCCGUGCAAUUAAUGCUACAUGUGUAUAAAGUUUGAAACAAAAAUCUA